CCCUCUAGUCAGCCGCCCCGCUUGCUCCACCCAAGUGCAAGUGCAUCUGCACAUCCACGGCCUCCCUCGGCACAAAUCGCAUCGGCCAGGGCUUCCUUAACCUGAUGACCUUGUACCGGCGAGAGCUUGCUGGUCAUCAGGUUAAGGAAUCGCUCGUCGGUGCGGCGCCCCCGGCCGGUCGGUCGUGCAUAGGCCAAGGAUGGAUUGGCCCUCCGCCGCUGCCUCAUGGUCGUUGGAUCUCCGAUCUAGAUCCGACGGACCUGGUGCUACCGGGGCAGAGGCUGCGGAGCGAGGCCGGUCGGCUAUCUUAUCCACUGGCGCUGCUGCUGGGCCUGCAGCGCAACCUCAUGGCGCGGAUGGAUUUUGGGCCUCAUUCCAGCUGUGCAGCCCAGUUUCGCAAGGUUCCCCGUCGCUGGGUUCUGAAAAACCCUACGCGACUUCCUCCGGCUGGCCAAGGGGCGAGCCAGCCAGCCUUUCCGGAGGAGGGAGGCGGGAUUCUCACCCACGCGGGAGGGAGGAAGGAGAGGGAGGCCAUCCGCGCCGGAGAGGGAGAGGGAGGGGGGAGCCACCCGCGCCAGAGGGAGGGGGAGCCAACCGCGCCGGGGGGAAGGGGAGCCACCCGCGCCGGAGGGAGGGGGAGCCACCCGCAUUGGAGGAGGGGGAGAGGGAGAGUUCGUCGGGUUUCUCAGUGA
Messenger RNA from Triticum urartu, 692 nucleotides. Lineage: Eukaryota; Viridiplantae; Streptophyta; Magnoliopsida; Poales; Poaceae. The record is from RefSeq and is a predicted model, not a curated record.